Molecule: messenger RNA, 249 nt
Organism: Penicillium chermesinum
Lineage: Eukaryota; Fungi; Ascomycota; Eurotiomycetes; Eurotiales; Aspergillaceae
Exons: 1
Coding region: 1-249 (82 amino acids)
Source: RefSeq, a predicted model, not a curated record
AUGCCGCAGAUCAAGAACGAACUGGGUAUCUCUCCUACGCCGAGUCCCGCCACGGGACCCAGAGAGAAGACUCACCUCACCCGGUACCAGCCCGCUUUCCCUGUCGAGCUGCAUGUUCAGAUUCUAGAAACCGGGUCGAAUGCAUAUUGCGUGACACCAAAAAAAAAAUUACCAAACACCGCUGCUCGCGUACACUUCCUGUACACCCAGAUACAUAGAUCGCUUCUCGGCCCCCCCGAACCAUCUUGA